This is a messenger RNA of Erythranthe guttata (spotted monkey flower), 1110 nucleotides long. RefSeq names its product photosystem II 22 kDa protein, chloroplastic. NCBI's taxonomy places the organism in Eukaryota, Viridiplantae, Streptophyta, Magnoliopsida, Lamiales, Phrymaceae. The record is from RefSeq and is a predicted model, not a curated record.
ACAAAAAAACUAAAUGCAAUAAAAUAUUCUGAAGACAGCAUACUUUUUUUCUUUUCAAUUUUCUUCUCCAGAAAAAACACACACAAACACACACACUGCAGUGUAGGUGGAGAAGAAAUAAGUAACUAAAUUAUAUAAUUGUAAUAAUGGCUCAGACAAUGCUGCUGAACGCAUCAAAUGUUUCUUCCGUCGUCCGUACUACUACUAACGAGCCGUUGCUACAGAGACUUAAGCCCAAGUCUUUCUCUCAAUUCUUGCUAACUCCAAGAACAACUUCUGCUACUUCCACUCCGGCCUUUUCUUCAACUCUCGCUCUCUUCAAGCCCAAAACCAAGGCUCCUCCUCCCAAGAAGGCACCUGUGGUGAAGGAAAAAUCAAAGGUGGAAGAUGGAAUAUUCGGUACUUCUGGAGGAAUUGGUUUCACUAAGCAGAAUGAGCUCUUUGUCGGUCGGGUUGCCAUGAUUGGUUUUGCGGCAUCACUACUAGGAGAAGCAUUGACAGGAAAGGGAAUAUUGGCACAAUUAAAUUUAGAAACUGGAAUCCCAAUUUAUGAAGCAGAGCCACUUCUCUUAUUUUUCAUCCUAUUCAAUUUGCUUGGUGCUAUCGGAGCUUUGGGCGACCGUGGCCGUUUCGUCGACGAACCCACCACCGGUCUCGAUAAAGCCGUUAUUGCCCCCGGUAAAGGCUUCAGGACUGCUAUUGGCCUUGGAGAAGGAGGGCCGUUGUUCGGAUUCACGAAAUCGAACGAGCUAUUUGUUGGAAGAUUGGCGCAACUUGGAAUUGCUUUCUCUAUCAUCGGAGAAAUAGUGACCGGAAAAGGAGCGCUAGCCCAACUCAACAUUGAAACCGGAGUUCCAAUCAGCGAAAUCGAACCGCUUCUCUUGUUCAACGUCGCGUUCUUCUUCUUCGCCGCCAUUAAUCCCGGCACCGGAAAAUUUGUCACCGAUGAUGGAGACGAAUAAGUAUUUUCUUUUUUUAUGUUUUGUUUUUGCUUUGUUUGUUGUGAAAUUCAAGAUGUUCAAUAAUUUAUUAACCCCUCCAUUUCCAUGUAGUAGUGAACUCUUAGUGUAUGUAUCAUAAUUAUAUAUCGGGUUUAUCGUUUGCUCCUUA